UUCACUCAGUUACGUCGCCUUCGUGCUUCGCAGGCUAGCUUACCCAUUGCCGAAAAACGUGCCGAAAUUUUACAAACACUUCAAAAUGUUCCGCAAUAUCUUCUCGACGCUGGAUAUGAUCGUAUUGCAUGCACACAACCACGUCGAAUUGCGGCAACAGCGCUUGCGCGACGUGUUGCAUACGAAACACUGAAUGAAUAUGGCAGCAAAAUUGCCUAUCAAAUAAGAUUCGAAAGAACCCGUACAAUGAAAACUCGUCUA
This is a messenger RNA of Gongylonema pulchrum, 261 nucleotides long. Lineage: Eukaryota; Metazoa; Nematoda; Chromadorea; Rhabditida; Gongylonematidae. The record is from the annotation of a GenBank genome assembly.